UCCAAAGUCUUCCCAGACAAACUGUACUAUGCCUGCUAAGCAAAGAGAGAGCGAGAGACUGACUGAGCGGAGAACUGAGCCGCAACGCAGGGGUCCGGAAAGGAACUCAAGUUGUGCUUCAUACGGGGACUUCCUGUGGUUCAGCAGGGACACCGAAUAAGGCAUGGGAGUUUGCAGGAGAAGCAAAGCACCGGCAGAGGUGAAGGAGGCCGUUUUCCUCAGGAGGAAGAUCACCCUCAUCCGCGUCAUCGCCUUGGGGGUGGGCACCAUGGUGGGGAGCGGCAUCUUCAUUUCCCCCAAAGGAGUCUUGCAAAACUCAGGCAACGUGGGGGUCUCCUUACUGGUGUGGCUGGCUUGUGGGAUCCUAUCACUAUUUGGAGCCCUGUCCUAUGCAGAUCUUGGAACGUGCAUCACCAAGUCCGGCGGUCAUUACAUUUACCUGCUAGAGACACUUGGGCCACUGCCUGCUUUUCUAAGAUUAUGGGCGGAAUUUGUUAUGAUCCGACCUGCAAAUAUGGCUGUGGUGUCCUUGGCAUUUGGUCGGUAUUUAAUCGAGCCUUUCUUUGCCCCGUGUGAUGUCCCUCCUUUGGCUGUGAAACUGAUCACCACCACAGGAAUCACCCUAGUCAUAGUCCUCAACUGCUGGAGUGUGAGCUGGUCUGCCAACAUACAGAUAUUCCUCACAGCCCUCAAGAUGGUCACGGUUGGUCUGAUCAUUGUUCCUGGGAUGAUGGCUCUGGGAAAUGGCCACUAUGAAAAUUUCCAGGACAGCUUUAACACAACUUCGCUGACACUCGACAAGCUUCCUCUUGCUUUUUAUUCUGGGAUGUUUGCCUAUGGAGGCUGGUUCUAUAUCAGCUUUGUAACAGAGGAAAUUGUAAAUCCUAAACGGAAUAUCCCACUCGCUGUAAUAGUGUCCUUGGCCGUUGUUACAGGGUGUUACAUCCUUACCAAUGUGUCUUACUACGCAGUCCUGACACCACAUGAGAUUCUCAACUCUGAAGCAGUAGCUGUGAGUUUUGCUGAUAAAGCUUUCAAGAGCAUUUCCUCUGUGAUUCCAGUACUUGUAGCUCUCUCGUGUUUUGGUGCUUUGAAUGGAGGAAUCUUUGCUGCUUCAAGGAUGUUGUUUGCCGCUGCCAGGGAAGGACAGUGGCCAGCGCUCUUUUCAAUGAUACACCUUGAAAGACACACUCCUCUUCCAGCCUUGAUACUAAUGUUGCCAUUGAUCUACUUGAUGGUGUCCAUUGGUGACCUCUAUGGGCUGUUGAACUUUUAUAGCUUUUCACGCUGGUUCUUCAUAGGACUUGCCACCCUGGGGCUCAUGAUACAUCGUUAUCGGCAUCCAGAACUGCCAAGACCCUUUAAGGUGCCUUUGUUUUUCCCACUAGUGUUCACAAUAGCCUGUUUCUGCAUCGUGGGAACAUCCCUGUAUUCAGAUCCUGUGAACACCAGCAUUGGCUGUGCUGUGACUCUGUCUGGCUUGCCUGUCUACUAUCUGGUGGUACAGAAGGCUAGGAUCCCAGGCUGCUUCACAUCCAUGUUCAAUUCCAUCACAGUAAAAUUGCAGAUCCUGAUGAAAGUGGUGCCCCAGGAUGUCCUAACAUACUGAAGAAUGUGCAUCCCUAGGACCUUUCAAAUCUGUUCUUUGGGAGCUCCUCACACUCCAACCGUGUGGGAUACGCCUCCAAGUUCACUUUUAAACAAGAAGGGAGAAAACUGUGACAAGCCAUUCUUUCCUUACCAGCGAUUAGCCAGAGCAUUUGGAUAUCAGAAAAUUAAAGGGUGGUCUUGUUUUGGGCAAAAAACAUAACCCAGUUCUGCUUAGAUCAGGAGUGGGAAGCCUCAAGUCUCUCUGUCAGGCCUUAAGACUCUUUCUAGACCACAUCUCUCAUCAGCCUUGCUCUCUGCAUCCUCCCAGAGGGCUUUUGCCCUUGAACUAUGGUCAUGCCCCCGACUUGUCUGGAUAGAGGUGGGAGUCUGAAGAAAUCUCCGACUUUUGCAUGGUUGGAAUGUUAGGCCAGUAUUUCAAUCUCAGUAUAUAGGCUACUAGAGCAGAAAAAUUGGAACAGACCAAUGGUAAAUCUAGUACAGGGGUUGUUAAACUGUGGUCCACAGACCACUAAGGGUCAGUGAGCUUUGUUCAGGUGGUCUGCAGUUGUUCUGUUAAAACAAUGGAAAAGCAUACAG
This is a messenger RNA of Podarcis raffonei (Aeolian wall lizard), 2187 nucleotides long. RefSeq names its product cystine/glutamate transporter-like. Gene Ontology annotation, molecular function: L-amino acid transmembrane transporter activity. The coding region runs from base 164 to 1609 and encodes 481 amino acids. The transcript is spliced from 12 exons. Gene Ontology annotation, cellular component: membrane. The record is from RefSeq and is a predicted model, not a curated record. Gene Ontology annotation, biological process: amino acid transmembrane transport. NCBI's taxonomy places the organism in Eukaryota, Metazoa, Chordata, Lepidosauria, Squamata, Lacertidae.